AUGCACAAACACAAGAAAUUGUGUGGGAGAAAAGGGUUUGUCGUCACGUUCGACUCGACUUCCGCGGCCGCGGAGUUUGCGCGGGAUAUCACGAAAGGGCAAUUACCUGAAAAGUUUCAACAGUCGUUGAACGGCAUUGUCGCACGAGUCUUUGUGAAGAUCCGCCCGAGUUACGAGAGGUGUUUGAACGUCUUUUUUAAAAGCAAAAUCCUCACAAACACAUACGCACCGACUCCAUUCCCGCUGAUAUUGUCUUUUAUCGUCUCGUGUAAACUGCAACACACAAAUCCAAAGAACGUUUUUUCAGAAAUUUACGAUGGAAAAAAAGAGAAAAAAAGUGUCGUUAAAGCAAAGUUAACAAAACUCGACAAAAGGAAAACCCAACACAACUCUUCCCGUCAAAUUGUGACGGGACAAGAUAUUGUCCGGUCACAAUCGAUCGACAAAAAUAAUGACGUGUCACAACACAAGUCUAUCGAGAAGAAAAGUUCAAGAAGUGAGUCAGCGCCUUGGGGUUACGACUUAAUCGAUGAUAUCAGUGGACGGACUGAUGAAAACAGAAAGAGAACAGAAGACAGUGAUCAGGUCGAAAACAACACAGAAUCCAUAAACAGAGCAAAAAAAAGGAGAAUUACAAUGAUCAAAAGCAAAGAGGAAUCGAUGUGA
Molecule: messenger RNA, 666 nt
Organism: Entamoeba invadens IP1
Lineage: Eukaryota; Evosea; Mastigamoebida; Endamoebidae
Exons: 2
Coding region: 1-666 (221 amino acids)
Source: RefSeq, a predicted model, not a curated record